Messenger RNA from Passer domesticus (house sparrow), 657 nucleotides. RefSeq names its product probable inactive protein kinase DDB_G0270444. Bases 163 to 396 code for a protein of 77 amino acids. Lineage: Eukaryota; Metazoa; Chordata; Aves; Passeriformes; Passeridae. The transcript has 3 exons. The record is from RefSeq and is a predicted model, not a curated record.
UGUCCAGCGCCCAGCAAAGGGCACAACACAACACUUGGCCGCUGUGUUGACACGCUCUGCACCUUGCUCCUGCCCUCGCCUUUCACUCUUCUUAUCCCCCUGAUAGCCUGAUCACUCCUGACACCGCCUGAGUGCCUGGAUUUCCUCAUCCAGCCCUGCAGCAUGCUCCCCUUUGUUCUGAGGAAGGCUGUCCCAGACAGAGAGGAGGAGAUGGAGGUGGAUACAGAGAUUGAUAUGGAGGAGGAGAUGGAGGUGGAUACAAAGAUUGAUAUGGAGGAGGACAUGGAAAUAGACGGGGAAGACCCUGGAGAGGAAGAGAUGGAUGUGUAUGUGGAUGAGGAAGAAGAGAUGGAUUUGGAUAUGGAAGAGUCCAUUAUGGACAUGGAUAUUGAUUAAAAAGGUGCGAUGGACAGCACAGACAGAGACACCACCCUUUUGUAUAUAUGUUCUACAGUUUGUUGUUGUUCUUUAGAAUGUAGAUUGUAGGGCUAUUUUUGACUUCUGUAAAUACAUAGUUUUGUUAGGUAGGUUUUGUUAGGUAGGUUUUUCUGUAUAUAUGUUCUAUUGAUCGUUUUUGUUACAAAUAUUCUUACAAUGUAAAUGUAUUCUGCAUUUUUCCUGCUGUUCUUCUGUAAUAAAAAAAUUUUACUUUUCACA